AUGAACAGCGACCAGAUCAAGGGUACCGCCAAGGACAUCGCCGGCAAGGCACAGCGCAAGCUGGGCGAAGCCAUCGGCAGCACCGAGCAGCAGAUCAAGGGUGCCGCGACGCAAGCCGAAGGCAAGGUCCAGAAGGCCGUGGGCGCCGCCCGAACUCGGCGUUCGGGCGGCUUUUCAUCCGACCCGUUGGAGAACCGAUAUGACUGCCCGUCCUUCCCUGCAGCAGCGCAGCAACCGCAUUCGCCUUGCCACCUCGGCAGGCGUCAUCAGCCUGGCCGUUCUGAUGGCCGGCUGCUCGUCGAUGAGCGAGCGUGA
Molecule: messenger RNA, 315 nt
Organism: Ostertagia ostertagi
Lineage: Eukaryota; Metazoa; Nematoda; Chromadorea; Rhabditida; Trichostrongylidae
Source: the annotation of a GenBank genome assembly